Messenger RNA from Heterostelium album PN500, 1785 nucleotides. RefSeq lists its product as uncharacterized. The transcript has 10 exons. Gene Ontology annotation, molecular function: nucleic acid binding. The record is from RefSeq and is a predicted model, not a curated record. Bases 1 to 1785 code for a protein of 594 amino acids. Lineage: Eukaryota; Evosea; Eumycetozoa; Acytosteliales; Acytosteliaceae.
AUGAUCGCAUCUUCGAUCAGCGACGAUGCAUUAACUUCAGUGGUCGUUUCACAAGAUGAUCAAGUUCAAGUUUGUGGUCGUUGUUCACAGGGCACCAUUGAACGUUGUGCGGUUCAAGGAGAUCUAUCUUGUAAGAAUGUUCCAAAUAAAAGAUGUUUAGAUUUUUCUUUUUGUGGAAAUGGUAGUUUCUAUAUAACAGGAAUCAACAAUUCACAAGUUAUUGGUACCUUUUAUCCAUCUCGUUUCGAUUGUUUUCAACAAAUGAAUGGUAGACCUCUUGCACAAAAUUGUAGUAGUUGCGAAGACAAUUUCACUUUAUUGUGUCCAUCCACCAAUAAAACAACAACUGGAACAGUCACUUUGUCUACAAGUUGUAACUCAACUGGUGGUACCCAACCAUGCUCUUCAACUGAUGCUCCAACUGUAAAAAUGGUAAUUCCAGUAGGUAAAUGCUUCACCUCUAAAGAUCCAUGCAGCGGAAAUACAGGAUUGAAAACAUAUUUGAUCCAAUACAUUGAUGAGUAUAAUGUUGCAUAUGGCUAUGAAUUUAACUCAAUGGAUGAAUGUACUUCAAAUCAAAAUCAACAAUCUUUAUCUUGGGUUUGUAACACUUGUAUAGAUCCAGGAUUUCAUAUCACAUGUGACAAAACACCAGUAACACCAACUCCAUCAUCUACCACUGGCUCGAAUGGUAAUAAAAUUAGAAUGAUAAGUGGUAUUAUCGUUACACAUCUCGCUCCACAACUAGCUAGAUUGACAAGUACAAUCAGUACCAAAUACAGGAAGAUCAAUCUCACCGAUCAGGAGAUUGCAGACUUCAACGAUAUCAAAGCGGAGAUAUGCUCAUCCAGAUGUCUUAUCUACACUGACGCAUCGGACGUUGGAUCUGGUCUCAUGAUUGCCCAGUACGACGACAACAACAAUCUCCGUCCCGUGCUAUUCGACGCAGGGAAAUUUGAUUCUGCCCAACGGAACUACAGUGCACGUGAUCGCGAGUUACUCUCUUUCAUCCAUGCCGUUACCAGAUUUGGCUAUCUACUAAGUAGACCAUUUACAUCAUACAUCCCCGGAAAGGAGAACUGCAUGGCCGACUACUUGUCCCGUGUUCCGGAUUUCUACACUCCUUGGGACAACGAUCUCCACAAAGACAUCGUUGCAUCAUAUUCUUCAGAGCUCCCCAAAGCAACUAGAGAUUGGUUCCAAUCAUUCAAACGAAGACAGGACAUCACCAUUAUCAAUGAUCUUUACUAUUGGAUCGAUGGUGAUAAUAUGCGAUUGGUCAUGCUCGAUCCAGCGUCGAUCACGUCAAUAAUAAACGAAGCGCACUCUUCGCCAUUUAGUGGUCACGUCGCUUAUGGAAGAAUGCUCAAAGUGUGUCCAAUGCCAACGUUCAUACAUCAAGAAAAUCAAAGAAGGAUCUUGGCAUCACUACCUCUUCCAGACAGACCUUGGUGUGAUAUAUCAAUGGAUCUAUUAGCUUUGCCUGCUGCUGAUACAGGCGAAGACAAUCUGUUCGUAGUGGUGGACAGAUUCACCAAAAUGACCCGAUUAUUCCCAUGUCACAAAGAUGUCACUGCUAUCCAGCUUGUUAAUUUGUUUGCACGUGAGAUCAUUGCCGUAUUCGGUGCUCCUUCAUCUAUAUUACUUACCGCAGGCGGACAAAUGAUUUUUAAAAAGGAUUUAAGUGCUCGGACCUGGAAUCGAACCAGGGUUAGGAGGACCACAACCUCAUGUACUGCCACUAUACGAUCCGAGCAUUUGAUGAUGGCCAAUAUUUGGUUCUAG